This is a messenger RNA of Dentiscutata heterogama, 166 nucleotides long. Lineage: Eukaryota; Fungi; Glomeromycota; Glomeromycetes; Diversisporales; Gigasporaceae. The record is from the annotation of a GenBank genome assembly.
AUGGAGGACCGUAUAAUAGCAGAUGUAGAAAUGAAAGAAGGAACGGAGCAUAAAGAAGCCCUGCAGAAUAGCCUAAUAGUCAAGAAAGCAACUACACACUCUGUAGCAAGUGAUAGCUUGAACCCCAAAGUGAAACUAGUAGAUAAAAAGCUUCACGAAUCUAGUG